AUGUUCACGAACAGCGUUCGCUCCGCGCUCCGCCGCGCGUCCACGGCCGCGAUCUCGUCCUCGACGAGCGCGUCCGUCGCGUCGUUCGAGCGCGCGGUCGUCGCGCGCGUCGCGCGAUCGUCCCCGCGGAACUACUACCAGAUCGCCGCCGAUCGCUCCGCGUCCGCGUCCGCGUCCGCGCGCGCGUCCCAGGGCGUCGCCGCGAACGCGUUCCACGCGUCCGCGCGCGCGCGCGCGGAGGACGCCCCCCCGGAGACCCCCGCGGCCGCGAAGGGCCUCUCCCAGGUCCUGAACGAGGAGCUCGAGCACGAGCGGAAGACGUACGCGCCGUCGGAGGUGGUCGGCAGGGGCCCGCCGGAGCCGUUCGAGCUCGCGGAGACGGACGGGGACUGCGAGAUCACGCUCACGCGGGAGUACGGCGACGACGAGGUCAUCUCGGUGAUCUUCAGCGCGACGGAUGAUUCGGACUACGACGAGGAAGACUUCUUCGCCCCCGACGGCGACGACGUCGAGGACGAGGAGGACGAGGACGUGACGAUCAGUUUCGACGUGCAAGUCACGCGCGGCGACGAGGAGGAAGCCCUCUUGUUCGAGUGCGCGACCGACGGCGAGACCGUGGAGGUGAGGAAGGUUCGGUACACCGACGCCGAGAGCAUGGAGCUCGACGAGCUCGACGGGUUUUCUAUGGCGGGCAACAGGUACCAGGGGCCGAAAUACGAGGAGCUGGACGAGAGCGUUCAGGAGGAGUUCCACAAGUACUUGGAAGCGAGAGGGAUCGACUCCACGCUCGCGCGGUUCAUCAUGGAGACGCACAUCGACAAGGAGCAGAGGGAAUACACCCGGUGGCUCGAGAACGUGUCGAACUUCGUCUCCAAAGGGAAGAAGUAACGCGCGGCGCGGCGACGCGUUCGGUAGGCGCGCGCGGGGUAAAGCGGAAGAGGAUGGAUGCGGUUUUUAUGCCAUCACAGAAGACGUCCUCCUCCCUUCUUGCCGAGACGUUCGUUCGUUUCGUUUCACCGAGCGCCGACCGACCGCGUCUCUCUCUUCGCUCACGCGACGCAGCUCGUGCCGAAGAUGCGGUAACACCGCUUCGGCGGGUCCCCGCGCUUCUGACCCGGGACGACGUACGACAUCACGCAGCACUGCACCCACCCCGCUCUCUCCGCGCCGAGCUUGUGGUCGGUGAGCUUCGUCAUCUUGUCCUUCACUCGCGCGUACGUCACCUCGGACUCCCACAAGUUACACGGCUGGAUCCCGUGGAAGAACGCGUCGCUGUCCGGCGGCGCGAGGUGGGCUUUGAUCUUCCCGGUCGCGUCCUCGAGGACUAAGCUGACGUUGAACUCGAAUUUCGGUUCUUUGUCUUUUUUCCCCAGCCCUCGCUUCCGCUUAUUCGCGGCGGCGCCCUUCUCCGCGGGCGCGUCCUCCGUCCCGUCCCUGCAAAAGUCGUGGACAUCCUUCGGGUAGUGCUGCACGACGCGCACGACGCAACGAUGCCGCGACGGCGGCGGCGUGCACACGAUCUCCCGCAGCGUGUGCAACGGCUGGUUCUCAAACUCCGUGCGCGUCAUCCCGAACACCCCGCCGCCGCCGCCGCCGCCGCCGCCUUGACUCUCGCCUUGGCUCAUCCCCAACCCGAUCUGGUUCUCCGGCGCCCACUGCGAGACGCGUCGCUGCUCUAUGCGCUUCGCGCU
Micromonas pusilla CCMP1545 is the source of this 1691-nucleotide messenger RNA. RefSeq lists its product as uncharacterized. Gene Ontology annotation, cellular component: mitochondrial matrix. NCBI's taxonomy places the organism in Eukaryota, Viridiplantae, Chlorophyta, Mamiellophyceae, Mamiellales, Mamiellaceae. The transcript is spliced from 2 exons. The record is from RefSeq and is a predicted model, not a curated record. Bases 1 to 888 code for a protein of 295 amino acids.